Lachancea fermentati is the source of this 1248-nucleotide messenger RNA. The record is from the annotation of a GenBank genome assembly. Lineage: Eukaryota; Fungi; Ascomycota; Saccharomycetes; Saccharomycetales; Saccharomycetaceae.
AUGUCACUUCCGCUACUAACUUCUGCGCCGGGAAAGGUAAUCAUUUUUGGAGAACAUUCAGCUGUGUUCAACGAGCCAGCGAUUGCAGCAAGCGUGUCUUCGUUGAGAACGUACCUGUUGAUAACCGAUAGCAGCGAUAAAGAUGCAAUUGAAUUGGAUUUUCCUGAUAUUGGCUUUGAUCAUAAGUGGUACGGGGGUGAACUUGCCAGCGUUGGAGAGGCUAUAAUCUCUGCUGCUUUGUCGAAAAAGAAUGAGUUAGGAGAGGAGCUGGUUAAGGCCCUUGAGGGACCGUUGUCGAAAUUGAAGGACAACUUGCAUUAUCAUGCCGCGUUUUGCUUUCUAUAUAUGUACUUGUGCCUUUGCGGAACCAGAACUGGUGUUAAGUUCACUGUCAAAUCGACUUCUCCAAUUGGUGCGGGGCUGGGGUCCAGUGCAUCCAUUGCUGUGUGCUUGGCUUUGGGUAUGGGUAAACUGCAAGGCCAUAUACCUGAGGAUAACAAACCACUGAGUGAAGAAGCACUUGAAUUUGUUAACAAGUGGUCAUUCAUUGGGGAAAAAUGCAUGCACGGCACUCCCUCAGGUAUCGACAAUGCUGUAGCCACGUAUGGAAGCGCAGUUCUGUUCCAAAGAAGCGAAAACGGUGAUACAAAAUUCGAAAGAAUUUUGGAUUUCCCUCAAAUGCCUAUGAUCUUGACAGAUACAAGGAUCCCAAGAUCAACAAAAGUUCUUGUAAGCGGGGUCAGGGACUUUGUAACCCGCCAACCUUCUGUGGCUCAACCCAUCUUAACGUCUAUGGGCCACUUAGCCACCAAGGGUGCGGAAAUAAUCUCAAAGCUCGACGACACUAACUACGAUGAUCUAUUAGAGCUUGUGCGUGUAAACCACGGUCUCUUGGUAGCACUUGGAGUCUCGCACCCGGGUCUCGAAGUAAUCAGGAGUUUGAGUGAUACAAUGGGAAUUGGCGCCACGAAACUCACCGGUGCUGGUGGAGGUGGGUGUGCUUUGACUUUGAUAAACAAGAAAACCCCUCCAGAAGAGAUCGAAAAAUUUAAGCGUAGCCUUGAGGAAAAUCAUAAAUACCGUACUUUCGUCACUGGAUUGGGUGGGCUAGGAUGCUGUUACGUUCCUGCAACUAAUUUUGCAGAAAGUCUUGACAAUGUCAUAAACUUGUUUCACAAAGAUUCUACGCGCGAAGAGCUGGACGCAAUGCUUCUUCCAAAGAAUGGCGGACUAGAAUGGGUUUACUAG